Molecule: messenger RNA, 1608 nt
Organism: Acanthosepion pharaonis
Lineage: Eukaryota; Metazoa; Mollusca; Cephalopoda; Sepiida; Sepiidae
Source: the annotation of a GenBank genome assembly
AUGACAGGAAAUAUGUUGAAAUUUGCCCGUUCUGUUGGAAUGAAUGGUACCCACUCUCCCUUAGGCCUUAAUGGCCGUACACCCUCCCCUCCCAGUGCUCUGCCUAAUUCGGCAUCCAAUCAACAACUACCCCCUGCUUGUGGGGCCAGACAGCUCAGUAAAUUGAAGCGUUUCCUGACCACAUUACAACAGUUUGGAUCUGAUAUAUCACCAGACAUUGGGGAACGUGUACGCACUCUGGUUUUGGGACUUGUGAACUCACAUCUUUCUAUUGAAGAGUUCCAUUCCAAAUUACAAGAAGCCACAAAUUUUCCUCUUCGACCAUUUGUUAUACCAUUUCUUAAGGCCAAUCUUCCUUUGCUUCAACGUGAAUUGUUGCAUUGUGCUCGCAUGGCCAAACAGACCCCUCAGCAGUAUUUAGCUCAGAAUGAACACAUCCUCUUUGAUACUUCAAAUUCGCCCGUUGAAUCACACGACUCCCUCUCAUCUGACUUGAAUGAAAAUGGCAAGAGACGGUCACCUGACCGGCCAGCCAAGGAAAAUGGCAUUGACCCCCACAUAGAUAACCUACAUCCAACUAAAAGACAUCACACUAUGAGUCCUUUAGGAGGCAGUCGCGUGAGCCCAAAUGGGGUUCUGAAUUUAAACUCUGGGGGACCAAUACGUCUUGGAGACAUAAGUUUGUCACGGGAACUGCGAGAACGUGAACGAUUGGAACAGGAAAGAGCUGAAAGAGAACGUUUGGAACGUGAAAGGGAUCGGGAUCGACAUUAUCCAAAUUACAGUUUUUCCAGAAAUGACCCAUUUGAACCUCCAUUUGAUCGCUUAGAUGACAAUUGGAAACAUGUUGAAACAAUGUUACAUUGUAUUAUUGGAAUGGUGAACAAAACAAAGCGAGCACUGUCUGUGUUACAAGAACGAAGCAUCCGUGACCGUGAAGAAUUGUCUCUAUGGAUGCGACGACAUGCUGAAGAGGAAGCUGUGACUGAAGUGAAACGACAGGCCAUGCUGGAAUUACAAAAAGCAGUGUCUGCUGUAGAACAAAAGGCCAACGAACUAGUGGCCAACGAGAGACAGAAGAUGGACCGUGCCCUGGCAGAAGCCCGAAAGCAGGCUCAUGAUGAAGUUUUGUCAUCAAUCAACCAUCAAGAGGAUUCAAGUGAGAGUUGUUGGAACUGCGGACGUAAAGCCAGUGAAACAUGCAGUGGCUGCAACACUGCACGAUAUUGCGGGUCUUUCUGUCAGCACAAGGAUUGGGAACAUCACCAUCAUGUAUGUGGGAAGAACCCUGUUGCAUCUACAGCCUCUGCUGGUAAUGAUGCUCGUGAGAGCAAACCUCAAAUCGCUACCCCUCAGCUGUCAUCUGUAAGACCCUCUUCUCCUUCAUCUAGUUCAUCUACAUCUGCCUCGCAACCACAACUUUCACAAAGGUCUAGUGGUCCACCUCCCCCACCAACAGCCACAGCUCCUCGGAUGCCACCUCAAGAUACACCCAUACUGACUCCACAACCGUCCCCCAGUCCUAAUCAUUCAGUCGCCUCUGCACACUCUCCACAUUCAGGUUCACGGUCAAGCACACCUGCUGAAAACAGCCGCCCAGCUUCCUAG